Monodelphis domestica (gray short-tailed opossum) is the source of this 6833-nucleotide messenger RNA. RefSeq names its product zinc finger protein 629 (gene ZNF629). The record is from RefSeq and is a predicted model, not a curated record. Lineage: Eukaryota; Metazoa; Chordata; Mammalia; Didelphimorphia; Didelphidae.
UCGAGAGCACACAAACGGUUGACUUUGGAAGCGCGAGGCGAGUUGCUGCUGCAGCCGCUGUCGCCACCCUCUCCUCCUCCGCUUCUCCUCAGAUCAAGGACUGAGCGGGCGGCUUGCCUUCGGCCUGGAUAAGCCCAAGCCCCUGCCCCUGCCUGCAGUGUUGUUCUUUGUGUCUGAAUAAUAGCACAGGUUCCAGUGUGGUUUUCUGGACUAGCUCUCCCACCAAUCCUUCUCUGAAUUUGAAAGCUCACUGCCCCUUAGGACCCCCUGCUAUGGCCUCUACUGUACAUUCUGCCCAGUUCCACUGUUCGAGAUCAGGAAGAACAGUUCCACAGCCUUUCAGCCUGACUGCUCCCAUUGCUGCCUCAUUCCUAGGUCACCUGGGAUGGACCUGGGGUGGAGGAGAGAAGGAAAGUCCACAGCAGAAUGGAGGGUCCCCUGAACCCCACAUCGGCCCUGAUCUCUAGGAUGGAACAAGGGGCAGAGUUAUGGGGCCCAGAUCUCCAGGGCCCCGAGGAGAGCCUGAGAGAUGGUCAUAAAGGUGCUAGAAGUGAAAAUGAGGAGGAGAAUCUUCAGCCAGAGGGGUCAGGGGAUGAGAUACCUUUGGGAGACCCACCCCAUAGUCCAGAACUCAAGGAUCCCCCAGAGAUGCCCCUGGAGGAGAUUCCUUUGGAUAAUCCAGUCUCUGAGUCAGUUCCCACCCCUUCUGAUUGGACCAAGGCCUGUGAGGCAGGCUGGCAGUGGGGGGCCCUGACCACCUGGAACAGCCCCCCAAUAGUGACAGCCAGUGAACCCAGCCUUCGGGAGCUGGUCCAGGGCCGGCCCUCAGGGGGUGACAAACCUUAUAUCUGCAACGAGUGUGGUAAGAGCUUCAGCCAGUGGUCCAAGCUGCUCCGACACCAGCGUAUCCACACAGGUGAACGCCCCAAUACUUGCUCUGAGUGCGGCAAGAGUUUCACCCAGAGUUCCCAUUUGGUGCAGCACCAGCGCACCCAUACAGGCGAGAAGCCCUACAAGUGCCCUGACUGUGGCAAGUGCUUCAGCUGGAGCUCCAACCUGGUGCAGCACCAGCGGACACACACGGGCGAGAAGCCCUACAAGUGCACUGAGUGUGAGAAGGCCUUCACCCAGAGCACCAACCUCAUCAAGCACCAACGCUCCCACACGGGUGAGAAGCCCUACAAGUGUGGAGAGUGCCGACGUGCCUUCUACCGCAGCUCAGACCUCAUCCAGCACCAGGCCACCCACACAGGGGAGAAGCCCUACAAGUGCACUGAGUGUGGCAAGCGCUUUGGCCAGAACCACAACCUCCUCAAGCACCAGAAGAUCCAUGCAGGGGAGAAACCGUAUCGGUGCACCGAGUGUGGCAAGAGCUUUAUCCAGAGCUCGGAACUGACGCAGCACCAGCGCACACACACCGGAGAGAAGCCCUAUGAGUGCCUAGAAUGUGGCAAAAGCUUUGGGCACAGCUCCACCCUCAUCAAGCACCAGCGCACUCACCUACGGGAGGACCCCUUCAAGUGUCCAGUGUGUGGGAAGACCUUCACCCUUAGUGCCACGCUGUUGCGGCAUCAGCGCACCCACACAGGCGAGCGACCCUACAAAUGCCCUGAGUGUGGCAAGAGCUUUAGCGUCAGCUCCAACCUCAUUAACCACCAGCGCAUCCAUCGAGGAGAGCGGCCAUACAUCUGUGCCGACUGUGGCAAAAGCUUCAUCAUGAGCUCCACUCUCAUCCGACAUCAGCGCAUCCACACUGGUGAAAAGCCCUACAAGUGCCCUGACUGUGGCAAGAGCUUCAUCCGAAGCUCCCAUCUCAUUCAGCACCGGCGCACCCACACUGGGGAGAAACCCUACAAAUGUCCUGAGUGUGGUAAGAGCUUCAGCCAGAGCUCCAACCUCAUCACCCAUGUCCGUACCCACAUGGAUGAGAACCUCUUCUUGUGCCCAGAGUGUGGAAAGGCAUUUGUGGAUGCAGCUGAGCUCUUGCAACAUCGGCUAAUACAUGGAGGAGGAAAGCCCCCUUCUGGGGGAGCUCUUGGGGAUGGGACAGAGCCAGCCAGUCCAGCAGGAGAGAAAUCCUAUAAAUUCUCCAUGGGGCUUGGGGAAUCGGCUUUGCUCCCACCUCCUGGAGCCAAACCACACAAAUGUUUGGUGUGUGGCAAGGGCUUUAAUGAUGAGUCUAUUUUUAUGCAGCAUCAGAGGAUACAUAUUGGAGAAAACCCAUACAAAACCACUGAUGGUACUGAACGUCCAUCUCCCCAUCCCUCUCAGCUCCGCCCUCAGAGGACCUUACUUGGGAGGAAAUCCUAUUCAGGUGCUGAGAAGGGUGACAACUCGGACCAUAUUGGACCAACCCCUAAAAACCUUGAGGGUCGAGAAAGCUUUGGUCAAAAUUUGGAACUGCUCUCCCCCAAAUCCUACAUCUGUUCUCACUGUGGGGAAAGCUUUUUGGACCGUUCUGUGCUCCUUCAGCAUCAGCUCACCCAUGGAAAUGAAAAACCCUAUAUAUUUCCUGAGUUUAGAACUGGUGUUGGGGAAGGGGCAGGACCCAGCCCCAUCUUGAGUGGGAAACCCUUCAAAUGCCCUGAGUGCCAAAAGAGCUUCAGCCUUAGCUCUGAGCUCCUGCAGCACCAGAAGGUCCAUGCAGGAGAAAAAACCUAUAAAAGCUCCUCUGUUCUCCUAGAGCACCUCAAGAGCCCUUUGGGGGCCCGGCCCUACAGCUGCUCUGUCUGUGGUAUAUCUUUCCUGGACCGACUGGCUCUCAUCCGGCAUCAAGGGAGCCACACCCAAGAAAAGCCCCACACACCUGGGGAGACCCUUCCAGAACCAGCCUCACUGCCUAUGAGCCAGGAUGGGGAGGCAUCCCCUGUGAUAAAAAGCAGCAGUCAAUGUGAAGCCCCUAAAACCCAACCAGGAGAGAAACCCUAUAUAUGUCCUGAGUGUGGGGAAGGCUUCACAGAAACCACGACCCUUCUCCUUCACCGGGGUAGCCAUCCUGGUGUCACCCUAUGAGACUAAAGUAGGAGGCAUGGGGACACUCUCUGUCAUGAGAGGAAAUACCCUAACUGCCCUAUUAAAUUAUAGGGGGGAAGGAGAAAAAAAAGAUUGUAAGGAAGGAAGGACACUUGAGAGAAAAUCAUUUCUACGCAUCAGUGAUGGGAAAACCCUGCAAAGUUGGGGGGGAACCCUUUAUAAGGCUGUAAAGUAAAAAACUGUUGGGGGUAGAAACCCCUAUAAACAUGUAGGAAGAAAACCCUAUAAGUCUGUAGCAGAAAAACCCUAUACAUUUUAGUGGGGAAAACCCUAUACAAUUGUAGGAAGAAAGCUCAUUAUGUCUCUAGACAUCCCUAUAAAACUGUAUGAAAAUCCUUGUGAAACUAUAGGGUUUAGAAAGGGAGGGAAAAUACUAUAAAGCUCUUAAGUUAGGAAACCCCUAAAAAGAUACAGGGAAACAACUUCUCUACAAUUGUAGAAUAACCUCCCUCUCUUUCCUGAAAAGUUAGCAGAGGAAUCAUCUCUUAGAACCUGUCCUGAAUGAUUCCUUUGGGGGAAAUCCCAGUUAAAUUGUUGGGGGGAGGUGUAGGGGGAAAGGAUCAGGGGUCAGGGAAUUUACACUAAAUUAUAAAGGAAAGUUAAUGGGAAUCCUUCUAAAGAAAAUGUGCCCUUGUUAAUCCAGAAUGAGGAAAGCUUAGACAAACCAUUUAAACAGGGAAAAUCCCAAAAUGUCUACAAGGGGGGAGGGGGGUCUUUGAAAUGGAAAGAGAAAAGUCCUAUAAAUUGUGGAGGGGAAUCCUGUAAAAAUAAAAGUCCUAUUUUGUGGGGGGGUUGGAGGAAAAGAAAAGGAAUAUGGAGAUCCUUUAAAACUAGAAAAAAAGUUGUCUUUUUGAAGGGAAAAACCCCUGAAAUUGUGAAGGCAGAAUAACUUGGAAACCCCUUUGCAACUAUGAAAUUUUUGUGGGGAAAGAGUUUAAAAAUGCCAGCAUAAAAAUAUUGGAAGGCCUCUUCAAACCUCAGGAGAGUGUGUGGACAUAAGAUUUUCUUGGUCAAAUAAGCCACAGCAGAAUAUGUUUUAGAGGAAACUUUGUUUCCCAUUAUGUCACCAAAAAUCUUACCAGAUUAGUGGUGACAAAACUCCACAGAUGGAGGCCUGCUCAGAUCUGUUGAGGUCUCUUCUCCAGAGAAAGAUUUCAGUUUUCCUCCUCCCUUUUCUCAGGUUCUGAAUUUCUCCUAGGAAGUUCUUCCUGAUGUCUAACCUCCAUUUCAAUUUGCUGCAGCAAUAGCCCAUUUCCUCUUGUUCUGUUCUCUUAUGGAGAGAGAGAGAAUAGCUGCUAAUCAUCCUCCAAAGAAUAAAAGCCCUUUAGAGACUUGAAGCCUGUGACUAAAUUCUCCCUUAGUCUUCUCUUCAAAUUAUAGUCACCUCUUGGUUACGCAGGGGAGGUGGGAGGAGGAGAAGGACAGGCCUUAGAAGACUGAAAUUUAGAUCCAACAACCUGAUCCUGAUUUUCCACCCAAACUUUUAUGAAGAGCUAUAAACAGGAUGGACCAAUGGGCAUUUCAUUUUUAUUCUUCACUCUUGCCUUUCCCAAAUAUCUACUAAGCAAUGAUAUGGCCAAGUUGGGCAGGAGGGAAGAUAAUCUUAAAUAUUGGACUUUUACCCUGCAGUAAUCAAAAGUUGGCUGUAGUCCCCUUUCCCAGCUAGUUUUCCCCCCUGUCCCUUAUUCCUUGAAUCUCCCAGUUUUUUUCCUUUUAAUCUCAGGCUCCCAGGUGCCUUCUGGGGUUAUGGGGCUCUGCAGUGAGGUGACUUCUACAUGCCCAGCUUUUCUUUAGGUAGCUCGGUACUUUGUAACCAAAAACCUUAGAAGGGGACAACCCAAAGAAAUGAAACUUUGCUUUCUUGGAGGUACCCCCAUUACCCCUUCCAAUUUCUGAGAGAAAACAAAUCAUGUAAGCCUACAGUAAAUGACCCAGUAAUGAAGAUGGGGGUAGGGGGAAGAGGGUGGGGAUUAUGUGACUGUAAGGGAGAUAACUAUAAAACAGUUCAAAGGAGACUGUCCCUAAAGCAUACAGUGGAAGAUUCCUCUUUUAAGUAAGAGGAGAAAGGAUUUUGUUAAAUGGCACAAGAGAAUUCUGUCCCCAAAGACUUGGCCAUAAAACUAAGAAUCCCUGUUGUAUAAAACUUGAUAAAAAGUCCUAGAAAUAAUUUCACCAAGAGAAGCUACAAAGCUAUUAAGGAAAUGCUUAAGCUCUGAGGGAAGGCUCCUUUUAGGAAUAUAGGCAAAAAAUUCUCUCCCCAAAACACUUCUCUAUAUAAAGUCAUAAAACCCUAGGAGUCUGGAAUUGACUAUGGAAGGAACACCAAAUUAUAUAGAAGAGAACCCACUUCUACAGUUAAAACCACAAUGAUCAGCCCAGACAGACUGGAGUUGGGAGAGCCCUGUAAUGUUGCAAUGGGAGGGGGUGCCCUGUAAAAUUGUAUGGGUAAACUAAUAGAUUUACAUUCCUCCCCCCUCCGAGAGAAAAUGUAUACCUUUAGAUUAGAAAAAAGGUAUGAGAAAAAACAUCCCUUUUGCAUCUGCAGUGGUCAUGGGGGGAAUAAAUUCUACAAAACUGAAGGGAAGACAAGUCUAGAAGAAAAAUAAAAAUCCUUUAAACCAGUAGAAGCAAAAAUACCCUAUAAAUUGUAGAGAUAAAACCUUUAUAAAGCUAGGCAAAAAAUAUCUCCACCCCCUUAGUAAACAGGAAUGGCAAGCCCUAAGGAGCUAUAGGAGGGGAAACCCUAUAAAGUCCCAGGGAAAAUCCUGUAGGGGAGAGCAGUAGCUGAGGGUAGUUCUCAGAAACCAGCCCUAUGAGGGUUGUACUGUAGGCUGUGUAGAGGAGAUAGGGUGUAGAAUAUUAGGAUGAUCGCAUGUUAGAGGGUCGGGGGGGAGGGAUUGGGGUCUUCUCUCUAAUACGGAGUUUAGGGUGGGAACCUGAUCUGGUUGGGAUUUGGAGUUUUCAAGGCAGAAAGGGGGAAGAGGUCAGAGAGCCUUUUGGAUCCAGUGCUUUCAAUUUUCUUUCCCCCAAACUUACUCAGUCCUAUACAUGGAUCUCCAAUUCCAGGGCUGGUGACCUUAACUAUUCUGUUCAGCUUUGUUUGCUCCCUGCUGCCCCAUGCAUCUCCAUGGCUUGGAUUUGCAGUCACACCAUGUCAGCGUCAUCUCCCAAUUGACUUUGCCCCACCCUAGAAUCAGGAACAUCAGCUUGUUAUGCUUUAAUGUUUUUCAUCCCAGAGCUAGCUACAUUUGAAGAUGGGUCAAGUAAGUGAGCUUCAGGAGGGACCACCCUUGACAGGAUCCAUCCUGCUUGAUCCUUGUCACUCCCCCUCAUUCUAGAACUGCAGUGUUGGACCCCCAGUACAAUAGAAUGUCUCCUGCAGAGGUCAGUGAGGAAGGCUCUGAGGAGACCCAGCAAGCUGGAGACAGUGUGACGGAGAAGCAAGGAACUGUCUUGGAAGGAGUGGAGUUGGAGGGCCUUGAGAUAGCCUGGAAGAUUUCAGAGCUAUUGGGUGGGAACAUGCUAGCCCUGGGGAUGCUGAGUGAUGGAGAGACCUGAAACCAUGCGAGCAGUGAGGCGCAACGUCCUUUAACCAGGUUCAAGAUGUGAAUAGACGCCAGACCCCAUAGCCUAGGUCAGGGUGGCCUGGCUUCUCCUCACUGUCCCACGGCUCCUCGUUUUCCAGACCAGUGGGCUGGGAGGGGUCCCCUCCUUUGAGUGUUUGUGUGUCAGAAACAUUGUUGUGUCGCUGGUGGUUGUGUGGAGUAGCUGAAGAGAAUAAAGGGAAUGCGAUUUCCCGA